Tachysurus fulvidraco (yellow catfish) is the source of this 2645-nucleotide messenger RNA. RefSeq lists its product as uncharacterized. Bases 1102 to 2553 code for a protein of 483 amino acids. Gene Ontology annotation, biological process: lipid transport; lipoprotein metabolic process. Gene Ontology annotation, molecular function: lipid binding. The transcript has 10 exons. The record is from RefSeq and is a predicted model, not a curated record. NCBI's taxonomy places the organism in Eukaryota, Metazoa, Chordata, Actinopteri, Siluriformes, Bagridae. Gene Ontology annotation, cellular component: extracellular region; membrane.
GAUAGAUAGAUAGAUAGAUAGAUAGAUGGACGGACUUGCAUGGUGGAUGCACAGUGUAAUCUAACAUUAAUAUACAGAUCAAAAAUGUUUACAAAGAAAAAUAUAGAAUUGUUGAUGGUCAUGUUUUGUGUAUUUUGUGCUUGUUCUGUAACGAUCCAUUAAAAAUACUGAUUUAAGGAAAACGGCUUUACAAUAGAGGGAUAAAGGUACAAAUUGUUUUGAGGAAUGGUACAGGAAAGUAAUUUCCCUCUGAAAAGUAUUUCCCUAUAUCUUUUGAGCAAUAUGAAACGAUAACUUCGAGCUGAUUGGACAUUUCAAAUCUUACCCAGUUCACAGUAUCAGGAAGUUUCAGAUGUGUUGCUCUUCCAGUUUAGUUAGAUAGAUAGACUUAGACAAAGGGAAAUAAAAAUCCAAAGCAUUUCCAUCUACAAUCAUGAUAAUACAGUAGAUAGCAGAAAGAAUGCCGAGGUACCAGAGGAUGAUUAUGCAGAUAGAACCAGUGAAACCCUCCAUAGGAAGUAACUAGGCAUCAGGGUCAGUCCCUGACACCUGACAAUCCAACACCUGAUCAUCAAACCCAUCAUAAGCUCCUCUGUAUAUCCUUUCCACUAGAUGUUGAAGCGUGGCUAUGAGGAUUUGUGAUCAUCAGACACAAGAAAUUUAGGAACCUAGGGGUGUUCAGGCUUUGGUUUAUCUCAAAGGUGUUCAGAGGGAUUGAGUCAGAAUCAGGUCUUUGUACAGGACAUUUGAGUUCUUCACCUUCAAACUCAACAAAUCAUUUUUCAUGGAGCUUAUUUUGUGUAAUGCUUUGUGAUUAGCCUUGUAUCUUCUUCAGGAAACCCAGUUACUGUUGGUGUUCUUGCUUGCAAUACUCUGUAGUAUCUCUGAAGUUCUGUGUAUGAAGUCAUGUCAAGUUGAUUAGGGUACCUUGGAACUUUCAAGAGGCUCACAAGCUAAUGAAGUACUCGAAAGGCCCUUAUGAUGAAAGAUUUAAUUCCCCUAAGGGAAAAUACCAACAGGAAGUCCUAAAAAAUGAGACAACAAUAAAGCAGAAAGAAGCUACUAGCAGGGGGUAAAGAGACAUUCAGAAGGAAGGAAGGAAUGUCGCAAGAUGCAAGUCAGAAACCUAAAUGUCCAGCUCGUCCACCACCACCUGACCCCUCGAAGCUACGAACCUUACGACUUUCCAGGCUCGGGCACACGGACGAAUUACAAGCUAAAACGUGUGAUCUAUCACUGGAGGAUCAAAACAUUCCUACAUACAUAGAUGUGUUGUCUGACAAGUUGCCUGCUAAGGAUGUAGCUCCUGCCAGGCCACCACCUCCAGUAUUGACGAGAUCAUUUACCUAUCAGUCCAAAGAGACAAAGGAUUCAAACAGUCUUGCAGAGACGACGGACAUCGAAAAUACGGAAACAUCUUGGUCUAACGGGAACCAUGUGGAAACAGAUGACGGUUCGUUAUACGCCGAUGUUCUUUCCAACGAGAGAAGGCUCAGAAAUUGUCCCACCCCUCCUCCUCGUCCUGUUGUUCCGCCUCGGCUGACAUUUCGACGAAAAUCAGUGCUAUGCCAGUCCCAGUCGGCCGGGCCUACUGAACAUGUUUAUGAAAGCAUUGACGAUGUUUUGUCACAGCAUAAAGGUGGAGAGAGAAGAUUAUCCACUGGCCUAACAAGAAAAGGACGUUUUACUACUUACCACUCAUGGAGUGAAGUAUCUAGUGUGGACGGAGACCGCACUGCAAGGGAGCUGGAUAUCUUGUUAGAGUGGUGGAGAAGUAUAGGAGGGUUGGAGAAUCUACAAAGCUCUCAACAAGAGGAAACAAAAUCAAAACCGCUGAUCUCUGUGGCACAAAGGGUAAAAACAGCAAUGCGUCUGUAUGAGCUGCUUUUAGUUCAGCGUUGCACUGACUUGCUGAACAAUGUCACAGAGCUCCACUGCACUGCGAACAGUCUUGUCAAGUCGAAUAAGAAGGCUCGACUUGCCAAGCUCACUGGAGGCACCACGGGUGCGGUUGGUGGUGUUACUAUUGCAGCAGGCCUUGCUCUUGCCCCACUGACCUUUGGAGCCUCGUUGGUGGCAACCGGUAUCGGCGUCGGAAUCGUUGCUGCAGGAGGAGUCACGGGGGCAUCAGCAUCCUUCAGCAAAAAAAAGAAAGGCAAUUGGUUAAAGGACAAGGUGGAGAAAAUCAUAAACAGCUACAAAACCCAGAUAGAAGAUAUUCUAGCAUGCCUCAGGUUUAUUGAUAUAGGAAUGGAGCAGCUCAGAAAGGAGGAUAACACCAAGCUAAAUGAAAUGGGUGAUCAGUUGGCGAAAAUAGGCAGAGUUGCUCAGGAAAUGGAAAACGUACACUCCAUGGAUGUCAUAAGUGAUUGUUUUGGCAUCCUGGAGGAUUUGGAUUUCUAUUUCUUAGAGGAGGAUGAUCCAAAAACUAAGAAGAACUCUAACACCCAGCUUGCACAGAAAGUCUAUGAGGUGGCUGACAAACUCAAAGAGUGUGUGGAUCAGCUGAUACGGAUUAAAAACCUCUUUCGAUCAGUAAAUGAUAGCGUUUGAUUAAAAUGAUACGUUUUGUAAGUUAUUGCAAUGUAUGUAGUUUUUUUCAUAUAUGUAUGUUUGUUUUUAUUAUAAUAAACCCUUUUACUUUC